This is a messenger RNA of Diaporthe batatas, 749 nucleotides long. RefSeq lists its product as uncharacterized. Gene Ontology annotation, biological process: mycotoxin biosynthetic process. Lineage: Eukaryota; Fungi; Ascomycota; Sordariomycetes; Diaporthales; Diaporthaceae. Bases 3 to 749 code for a protein of 248 amino acids. The record is from RefSeq and is a predicted model, not a curated record. The transcript has 2 exons.
UAAUGCUCACCACUAUCCUUCUCGCAUCAUGGCGUUAUGGGCACGUAGAGCCAUUAGUUAAACCCAAUGAAGCAUACCGACAAGUUAACGGCCACUCUCCGCUUUAUGAAGAUUUGCCGCUCAAUCCAUACAAAACCACCACCAACGGGACAUUCUGGCCACCCAAUAGGCCCGAUGGCGGCAGUAUAGCCCGAAAGAUGCCCAAUCCUGUCGAUGAGGCUGUCUGGGAUGACUGGGAGCUGACCACCGUCGUGCCGGUGACCGCCUCGGGCAUCCGCGCGCUUGGCAAAGACCCCUCAACGGCUGCAAAGCUGGAGGAUGACGUCUGGGGCAUGGGAGAUGAUGCAUAUGCGGCAGUGCUUGACGUCUUCCACCAAAUCCACUGCCUGAACCAGUUGCGCAAGUUUGCCUACGCGGACUACUACCAUAUGAAAAUCGCCAAUGCGGACCCGGAGGCCCUGACUUCACACGAGGUACACACAAACCACUGCGUGGAUAUCAUACUACAGGCUAUACAAUGCUCUGGCAAUUUACAAUUGGUCACGAUGCACUGGAUGGAAAGGCAGCAGUACCCGUUCCCCGACAUGAGUACGAACAGGCAAUGUGUUGAUUUCAACAGGAUUGUGGAGUGGCGCAAUGACAACAGGAUUGAUAUGAAGAAGUUCGUGGCGACGAUGAAGAAACACGAGCAGCCCGGACCUAUAAAAGAGCGCCCUGCGGAGAAAGGAUACCUCGAUAUGUUUGGGUGA